UGUGACCAUAGAUGAUGUGUUGAAUUUGUGUGACCAUUCUACAGCUGCCAUGUGCUGACCCAAAUCCGCCACCAUUUUCAGCUGCCGCCGCCCUCGCGUCGCGCCUCCCUAGACUCUUUCCACCCUCCUACACUCAUGGAGAUUCUUCUCUUAAACCCAUGAAAUAAAACCCCAAUUAAAUUCUCUCGCAUUCUCCAGAUCAUCAUCAUCAAUCAUGCCGUGGUUCAGAAAUUUCAUCCAGCUAGUGAGGCAAUCGCCGCCGCAGCGGAGACCGGCGGCGCUGCUCGCCCACCCCCCGCCGUCGCUGACCCAAUUGCUGCGGCAUUUCAGCGGCGCCGAAAUCCAGAGCAACCAUCCCGGCUCGCGGCCGACCAAGGGCGACGAGAAGCCGAGAGUGGUGGUUUUGGGGACGGGAUGGGCCGGAUGCAGGCUGAUGAAGGACAUAGAUACCAACAUUUACGAUAUCGUGUGCAUCUCCCCCAGAAAUCACAUGGUGUUCACGCCUCUCCUCGCGUCCACGUGCGUCGGCACGCUCGAAUUCCGCUCCGUCGCGGAGCCGAUCGGCCGGAUCCAGCCCGCCAUUUCCCGGGAGCCCGGCUCUUAUUUCUUCCUCGCUAAUUGUAAGGGGGUGGAUUUUCAGAAUCACCAGGUUCACUGCCAGACUGUAACUGAAGGUGUUAAUACCUUGGAGCCGUGGAACUUUAAAGUGGCAUAUGAUAAACUAGUAAUUGCUUCUGGAGCAGAGGCAUCCACAUUUGGUAUCAAGGGUGCAAAGGAACACGCGACCUUUCUUCGUGAAGUCUAUCACGCUCAGGAGAUCCGCAGGAAACUGCUGCUAAAUCUGAUGCUAUCAGAUGUGCCAGGAGUCACUGAGGAAGAGAAACGGAGGCUCCUGCAUUGUGUUGUAGUUGGAGGUGGUCCAACGGGAGUUGAAUUUAGCGGUGAACUUAGCGACUUCAUCCAGAGGGAUGUUCAUCAAAGAUAUUCUCACGUGAAGGAUUAUAUUCAUGUUACGUUGGUUGAGGCAAAUGAGAUAUUAUCAUCCUUCGAUGACCGCCUCAGGAAGUAUGCAAUUAAGCAGUUGACUAAGUCAGGAGUCCGUUUUGUCCGUGGAAUAGUGAAGGACGUCCAACCGGAGAAAAUAAUUCUCAGUGAUGGUACCGAUAUCCCAUAUGGCAUUUUGGUGUGGUCGACGGGGGUUGGUCCUUCGUCAUUUGUGAAUGGCCUCGAAGUUCCUAAAGCCGGUGGAAGGAUUGGGAUCGAUGAAUGGCUACGAGUCCCUAGCGUGGAGGAUGUGUUUGCCAUAGGGGACUGCAGCGGGUUUCUUGAGAGCACGGGCAAGGAUGUUCUUCCAGCGCUGGCCCAGGUGGCGGAGCGACAGGGAAAAUAUCUGGCGAAAGUGUUGAACCAUGUGGGGAAGAGUGGCGGGGGACGCGCUGAUGGCGCAACGGGGUUGGAUUUGGGGGCCCCUUUCGUGUACAAGCAUCUAGGGAGCAUGGCGACGAUAGGGAGGUACAAGGCGCUGGUGGAUCUGAGGCAGAGCAAGGAGGGGAAAGGCGUGUCGAUUGCCGGAUUCAGCAGCUGGUUCAUUUGGCGGUCGGCGUAUCUCACUCGGGUUGUAAGCUGGAGGAACAGAUUCUAUGUGGCUAUCAACUGGCUCACCACAUUGGUCUUUGGUCGUGAUAUUAGUCGGAUCUGAAUUCCCUUCUCAAUAAAUAUGGAUUCUCCUCUAUAACUUCUUCUAUUCUAUAUAUAUCAAACACAUUCCUCUC
Molecule: messenger RNA, 1772 nt
Organism: Salvia miltiorrhiza (redroot sage)
Lineage: Eukaryota; Viridiplantae; Streptophyta; Magnoliopsida; Lamiales; Lamiaceae
Product: internal alternative NAD(P)H-ubiquinone oxidoreductase A1, mitochondrial-like
Exons: 6
Coding region: 215-1699 (494 amino acids)
Molecular function (GO): NADH dehydrogenase activity
Source: RefSeq, a predicted model, not a curated record